Messenger RNA from Eutrema salsugineum, 939 nucleotides. RefSeq lists its product as uncharacterized. The transcript has 3 exons. NCBI's taxonomy places the organism in Eukaryota, Viridiplantae, Streptophyta, Magnoliopsida, Brassicales, Brassicaceae. The record is from RefSeq and is a predicted model, not a curated record. Bases 195 to 743 code for a protein of 182 amino acids.
UCAAUAGAGCAACUGUCGACGAAAUUAGAGAGGCAGAGAGUCAAAAUCCUGUCAACAAAACCGCUUCGCUCGCCAAAUUUUCUACGUUAUCGAAUCAGACAGCUGAAAUUCCAGCCAAUCCCAGUUCGAGAUUCCUUCACACUCACCGAAAGAUCGACUCUUUACGAAGACCCAGGUCGACGGAUCUCGUGUUAAUGGCGGCGAGUCACGCGGCGGCAUUGAAGGUCGGGCUAGCUUUGCUGGGGCUGAGCAUGGUGGGUUACAUUCUUGGUCCUCCUCUCUACUGGCAUCUCACUGAGGCUUUGGCCGCCGUUAGCCAUUCCUCCGCCGUUUCAGCCUCCUCUUGUCCUCUCUGCACCUGUGAUUGCUCUUCCCAGCCUCUUCUCACGAUUCCUAAAGAACUAAGCAAUGUUUCUUUUGCUGAUUGCGCGAAGCAUGAUCCAGAGAUGAACGAAGACACCGAGAAGAACUAUGCUGAGCUUCUAACCGAUGAGCUGAAGCUUCGUGAAGCAGAAUCUUUAGAAAAACACAAACGAGCAGACAUGGGGCUAUUAGAGGCCAAGAAGGUAACUUCGUCAUACCAAAAGGAAGCAGAUAAGUGCAAUUCGGGUAUGGAAACAUGUGAAGAAGCUAGGGAAAAAGCGGAAUUAGCACUCGCCGAGCAGAAAAAACUAACAUCUAAGUGGGAAGAGAGAGCUCGUCAAAAAGGAUGGAGAGAAGGAGCCACCAAGUCAAAUGGCUAAAACCAAAUGCAAUGUUCAGGUUGCUUAGGAAACUCUAGGAUUCAGUAAAAGGGAUCUUAGUUCUACUCGUGUAAUUGUGAAUCGGUGUUUUAACAAUGUUAAUGCCAACUAUUAGUGAACUUUGCAACAAAACAAUAGCAAAUUGUAUGCUUCUUUAAGAAAUACGCAUAUUGUGUAGCUCAUAUAGAUCAAUAAA